UCCGCAAGCUGCGCAGCGCUGGGGCGGACCACUGGCAUUCGGGGCGUGGGCAUACGCUGCCGUAGCCGCCGGGCUGGUCCUGCUCCGUGCCGGCGGCCGGGAGUGGGGCGGCGGGUAAGUGGGCACAAACGCGGAGGGCACGACCACGGAGGGCUCGUACUGCUGCCUUCGUCGAGCAAACAUGAAUGUUGGAGUUGCCCACAGUGAGGUGAAUCCAAAUACCCGUGUAAUGAACAGCCGGGGUAUGUGGCUGACAUACGCAUUGGGAGUUGGCUUGCUUCAUAUUGUCUUACUCAGCAUUCCCUUCUUCAGUGUUCCUGUUGCUUGGACCUUAACAAAUAUUAUACAUAAUCUGGGCAUGUAUGUAUUUUUGCAUGCAGUGAAAGGAACACCUUUUGAAACUCCAGACCAGGGUAAAGCAAGGCUCCUAACUCAUUGGGAACAACUGGAUUAUGGAGUACAGUUUACAUCUUCACGGAAGUUUUUCACAAUUUCUCCAAUAAUUCUAUAUUUUCUCGCAAGUUUCUAUACGAAGUAUGAUACAACUCACUUCAUCCUAAACACAGCUUCUCUCCUGAGUGUGCUAAUUCCCAAAAUGCCACAACUACAUGGUGUUCGGAUCUUUGGAAUUAAUAAGUAUUGAAAUGUUUUGAAGCUGAACAAAAUUUUCUAACAGCUACUGAGUUUCCUAUAAGGAAGGAGUAGUUAGUAAACUGCACUGUUUCUGUGAUAAUAUGAAAUGAGAGGUGUUUACAUUGGAGGGCCUGUUGGGUUCUUCAUAUGCUGUUUUGAGGUGCAGAUUUCUAUUAAAAGAUGCCUCUGUUUAAUGCAUCUGGUAUAUUUCUGAAGAGAGGCUUUAUAAGCAGGCUGGGCAGGCCCAGCUUAUAAGUAAAUGGCAACACAGUGAGGGUGUAGUAGAUGAAUCCAAGGAAAUAAGAGAUUUGUAAGAAACUAGGACCAGCUUCACUUACAAUGAAUGGGCAUUAUGUUAGGAAAAGAAAAUUUCCAAUCAUUCAGUCAUAGUCAGUUUAAGGAGACUUACAUGUAAACCAGAAUCAUCUCUUUAUAAGCUUAUUAAAGAUUGUUUUUAUUACCAUACGUACUCCUCUUGUUUUACAUAAGAGGAGAUAUACCCUCUCAUUUUAUGCAAGCUAGUUCCUACUUAGGAGUGUACUUUUUUUGGUUUUGCUGGCUCAAUAUUUUGUGUUGAUAGAUAAGGUUAUUUUUAUAUUUAUUACGUUACAGAGUUCAUGAAGGUCCACCUUUAUGACUGGGGAAUAGAAGAUAGACAGGUAUCUCACAGGCAGCCUCUGAGUCAGCAUUCUAAUUUUGGGACAAAGUGGGUUUUACUGCUUUUCCAGACACAAGGCUGCUAUACCAAUUAAGAAAAUAAUUUAUUUCAAGCAGUUAAAGUGUAUGGUGAUUUAAACUGUCUGCUUAUUUGGUUGAGCAAUUUAAUUGGUAAAGUUUGUCAUUUUUUAGAAAAGGAAAUAUAAAACGGACAACUAUAUAUAGCCAGCCUGUGGUCUGGCAGAAACUGUUUCUCUAGCAGUAGUACCAAAGUAAGUAAUGGAGUCUUUUUUAGCAGGUCUGCAGUAAAAGAUAACAUUCUCUUUUCUUAGUCUGCCUGCCCUCAACCCCCAUAUUUUGCCCAUUAAUACUUUGCCUUUAAAUACAUGAGUCUUAGUGUAGAUAACCCAAAAUGGUAACUAUUUCCAGAACACCAAGCAUACUGAAUUUUUGGGACUUAGGAAAGUUUCCUAUAGUUGCUAACAUUAAUUGUAAGAAAUAACUAUAUACUACUUUGAGAAGUAAACAUGUCGAAAAAACAAAGUUCUGAUAUGGAAUGAAAUUGAAAAAUUGAGUAACAUAAACAGAAUUGAGUGAAAAGAGUUAUAGACCAACUUAAAGAUCAGUUUGUGUCAAUAAACUGACUUUUGGGGAUAAUGAUCAUUGUUUUGUAUUUCAAAAGUAUUGAGUUUAGAAAUCAGUUGUAUGAGACAGCCUUUGUAUGUUUGUCUUUUCUCAUGUAUUUUUAAAUAACCAGUAAUCUAUACUUUAAUAAAAUUUUUCCUUGGUGUAAGAUUA
Messenger RNA from Lemur catta (Ring-tailed lemur), 2088 nucleotides. RefSeq names its product ORMDL sphingolipid biosynthesis regulator 1 (gene ORMDL1). The transcript has 4 exons. The record is from RefSeq and is a predicted model, not a curated record. Gene Ontology annotation, cellular component: endoplasmic reticulum membrane. NCBI's taxonomy places the organism in Eukaryota, Metazoa, Chordata, Mammalia, Primates, Lemuridae. Gene Ontology annotation, biological process: ceramide metabolic process; intracellular sphingolipid homeostasis; negative regulation of ceramide biosynthetic process. Bases 182 to 643 code for a protein of 153 amino acids.